This is a messenger RNA of Spathaspora passalidarum NRRL Y-27907, 402 nucleotides long. Its product is annotated as thiosulfate sulfurtransferase. Bases 1 to 402 code for a protein of 133 amino acids. NCBI's taxonomy places the organism in Eukaryota, Fungi, Ascomycota, Pichiomycetes, Serinales, Debaryomycetaceae. The record is from RefSeq and is a predicted model, not a curated record. Gene Ontology annotation, molecular function: thiosulfate-cyanide sulfurtransferase activity. The transcript is spliced from 2 exons. Gene Ontology annotation, cellular component: mitochondrion.
AUGUACAGGGAAAAAAAAUCAUAUUCUGUUCUUACUGAAUCCCCAGAAGCCAAGCUUUACACAUACGAGGAUGUCAAGAAAUUGGCCACCAAUCCAGAAUCACACCCUGAAACUGUUUUGGUUGAUGUUAGAGAACCAAUUGAAUUCAGCGAAGGACAUAUUCCUGGUGCUAUUAACUUGCCAUUCAAGACCAGUCCAGGCGCAUUAGAAUUGAAUGAAGACGAUUUCUUGGAAAGUUUUGGUUUUGAAAAGCCUUCUAGAGAUAAGGAAUUGGUGUUUUAUUGUUUGGGUGGCGUUAGAAGCACAGCUGCCGAAGAAUUAGCGAGAACUUUUGGAUAUAACAAGAGAGGUAACUAUGUGGGAAGUUACGAAGAUUGGGUUGCUAACGAGAAUAAGAAAUAA